This is a messenger RNA of Nyctereutes procyonoides (raccoon dog), 5568 nucleotides long. It is a transcript of the gene SPIRE1, whose product is annotated as spire type actin nucleation factor 1. Bases 20 to 2410 code for a protein of 796 amino acids. The transcript has 17 exons. Gene Ontology annotation, biological process: cleavage furrow formation; establishment of meiotic spindle localization; actin filament polymerization. Gene Ontology annotation, molecular function: actin binding. The record is from RefSeq and is a predicted model, not a curated record. Gene Ontology annotation, cellular component: cell cortex; cytoplasmic vesicle membrane. NCBI's taxonomy places the organism in Eukaryota, Metazoa, Chordata, Mammalia, Carnivora, Canidae.
CGCAGCGCCGACCCGCGGGAUGGCUCAGCCGGCGGGCCCGGCGGGCGGCGGGGAGCCCCGGGCGGAGCCGGCGGACGGCGAGGGGCCGGCGGACCCCGGGGCGGCUGGCGGGCCUCCGGACGCGCUGAGCCUGGAGGAGAUCCUGCGGCUCUACAACCAGCCCAUCAACGAGGAGCAGGCGUGGGCCGUGUGCUACCAGUGCUGCGCCUCCCUGCGCGCCGCGGACGCCGGCCGCCGCCAGCCCCGGGGCCGCCUGCGCUCAGCGGCGCAGAUCCGCGUCUGGAGGGACGGCGCCGUCACCCUGGCGUCCGGCGGCGCGGGAGAGCCGCCCCCCUCGGCGGGUAAAUUGGGAUAUUCACAUUGUACAGAAACAGAGGUUAUUGAAUCUCUGGGAAUUGUUAUUUAUAAAGCACUGGACUAUGGUUUGAAGGAGAAUGAAGAAAGGGAGUUAAGCCCCCCACUGGAGCAGCUAAUUGAUCACAUGGCCAAUACAGUAGAAGCUGAUGGGAGUAAUGAUGAAGGCUAUGGGGCUGCCGAUGAAGGUCUGGAAGAUGAAGAAGAUGAAAAGAGAAAAGUCUCAGCCAUCCAAUCAUACAGAGAUGUCAUGAAGUUAUGUGCUGCUCAUCUUCCAACUGAAUCAGAGGCACCAAAUCAUUAUCAGGCAGUAUGUCGUGCACUGUUUGCAGAAACAAUGGAGCUGCAUACAUUUCUGACUAAGAUUAAGAGUGCAAAGGAGAAUCUUAAGAAGAUUCAAGAAAUGGAAAAGACUGAUGAAUCUAACACAGACCUGGAAGAGCUGAAAAAUGCUGAUUGGGCUCGAUUCUGGGUACAGGUGAUGAGGGAUUUGCGGAAUGGAGUAAAACUCAAGAAGGUCCAAGAGCGGCAGUACAAUCCUUUGCCCAUCGAAUAUCAACUCACCCCUUAUGAGAUGCUGAUGGAUGACAUUCGAUCCAAAAGAUACACUUUGCGCAAAGUAAUGGUCAAUGGUGAUAUUCCCCCUCGGUUAAAAAAAAGUGCUCACGAAAUCAUCCUGGACUUCAUCAGAUCAAGACCCCCUUUAAAGCCGGUUGCAGCCAGAAAACUGAAACCCACUCCACCACGACCACGGAGCCUCCAUGAAAGAAUAUUAGAAGAAAUCAAAGCAGAAAGAAAGCUACGGCCUGUCUCACCAGAGGAGAUUAGACGCAGCAGAUUAGAUGUAAAUACUCCUGAAUCUCCAAAGAACACUGUGGAAUCUUCAAUGGUGAAUGGAGGUUUCCCAUCACAAACAAAAGAAAAUGGAUUGAGUGCUGCACAGCAGGUGCCUGUGCAGCGGAAGAAGCUCCUCAAAGCUCCAACUCUGGCUGAACUGGACAGCUCUGACUCCGAGGAAGAAACUCUGCACAAGUCUACCAGCAGCAGCAGUGUAUCUCCUUCCUUCCUUGAAGAUCCCUUAGCAGAGGCUGUGUCCACAAGGAAGAAGCCUCCAAAAUUCUUGCCCAUAUCAUCAACACCCCAGCCAGAGAGACGACAGCCACCCCAGAGACGACAUUCCAUUGAAAAGGAAACACCCACUAAUGUAAGACAGUUUCUGCCACCGUCCAAGCAGAGCUCCCGAUCUCUUGUUCCUAGGAUAACCAGUGUUUGGCCAAGGACGCCUUUCCGACCACUUUUUUCUACCAUACAAACAGCUUCUCUGCUCAGCUCUCAUCCUUUUGAAGCAGCCAUGUUUGGGGUAGCAGGGGCUAUGUAUUAUCUAUGUGAGAGAGCUUUUACCAGCAGGUGGAAAUCCUCAAAGGAGGAAUUUUGCUAUCCAGUGGAAUGCCUAGCUCUUACUGUGGAGGAAGUGAUGCAUAUUCGUCAGGUCCUGGUGAAGGCAGAACUGGAAAAGUACCAACAGUAUAAAGAUGUCUACACCGCCUUGAAAAAAGGAAAGCUCUGCUUUUGUUGCCGAACCAGAAGAUUUUCCUUCUUCACCUGGUCUUAUACCUGUCAAUUCUGUAAGAGGCCGGUGUGUUCACAGUGUUGCAAAAAGAUGCGGCUGCCCUCCAAACCAUACUCCACUCUUCCCAUCUUUUCAUUGGGACCUUCUGCCUUGCAAAGAGGGGAAAGUUGUAUGAGGCCAGAAAAGCCCACCACUGGCCACCAUCGGCCACUCCGGAGCAUUGCCAGGUUCUCCUCAAAAUCUAAAUCUGUAGACAAAUCAGAUGAAGAACUACAGUUUCCCAAAGAGCUGAUGGAGGACUGGAGUACUAUGGAGGUGUGUGUAGACUGCAAAAAGUUUAUUUCGGAAAUCAUCAGUUCAAGCCGGCGCAGCCUGGUGUUGGCCAACAAAAGAGCCCGAUUAAAAAGGAAAACACAGUCUUUCUAUAUGUCCUCACCAGGCCCCUCGGAAUACUGCCCUUCAGAGAGGACUAUCAAUGAAAUCUGAGCCUGUGCCUUUCAGUUGCUUUGUGUUCAGAGUCGGCACUAGUAUAGGAGAACACUGAGCUGGGCUGGCUCUCCUUGCCGUGGUCUUAGUUACUAGGCUUGAAUUCGCAUUAGAUCAGGUUUUUGCUGCAUCACGUUGUUCCACAGACUGAAAGCUGUGUUCAUAUCGAUUGAUGAUACGUGACAGGUCAGCCAAUUGCUCAUUUGCACCAAGCGAGAACAAUAGUUUGAAACUUGCUUUUGUGUGUGUGUGGAUUUGGAAGCCAGAGACUUUUUCCUUAGUUCAGUUCCCUACUGUUCCUCAGAGAAUUUCCUGACUAAGGCAAAAAGCUUCUCAUGUGAGAAAUCAGCCUCACAAAGCUGUCGAUGUUAGCACAGUUCUAAGCAGUAAGUCAUAUUGGCACUUCCACCUGACAGUGUUCCUAUCUAAUGUACAUAGUGACCGGGCCCUGCCACACACCAGACACCUGGAGUCGGGGACCGGCUGUGUAUCAUGUCACGAUACAAAACCCAGAAGGAUUUGCUUAUACUAUCAAACUGAUUUUAAAUUAUUGUUGCUCGGAGACAAAAAGACUACAGGAGGGACUUCAUUCCUGCGUUCUAGUGCAAAACAUCUGGAUAAGCUGUACACCCAAGUGGGUGACCAUUUCCUCUGAGCUGCUGUGUUUGCCCUGGUGCAAUGGAUCAGUGUCUCCUGAGUGGGUGACAGGUCUUCAUUCCCUAUCUUGAAUGUAUUAUGGUUACUUGUAGUUUUGUAAAAGAGGUCUCAGAAUAAAGUUUUGUGGGAGUUUCAGGACAAAGGAAGGCUAAAAGUUUGUCAAGAAGUUGAGUGUAUUUUGGUUAACUUUGAAAACGAUUGUGACAGCAUUGGGGUGCCAGCUGCCACACUACAGGGAAUGAGCUGGAGCUCAUCCAUCUUCAGCUACAUUUUUCAUAACUUUAUAGUCUUAGCCAUCACAACUAAAUUAAGCCACAAUUUGGUACCUGAGGUCUCAAACUGAAAUUUAUUUAUUUUUCUAAAUGAAUUUUAAGGGAAAAAACAUUGUCUAGUUCUUUUAAAAUUACAAGAAAAUUAACCUAAUAGACUUUUUGGACGCUUUUUGCACAAGUUUUCCUUGUAAAUGACUGGAGUGUGUAAGGUGGGUUUUUGAUGAAGGUAGGUUGGAAGGUAGCACUGUUUACCUGAAAUUUCUCAGCCUGUCUGUCCCGUACUAGGAGCUGUACUUUAUUUUUAGUAUGCUUUGUUGGCAAAUUGAAUUUAAAUAAAAAAUAAAUUAAAAAUAAAUACAUAAAUUUUUUAAUUAAAAAAAAUGACCAACCAAUCAAAUUGCCAUGGCUGUUUAGAAAAUCAGUUAAUGCACAUGCACAAUAAUUUCCUAAAAGCUAUAGGACACAUCUGUAGUCAGCACUGCGACAGCACCAUUAAAGGCAUGGCAGUCACAUUUCAUACCACAUCAAAGUAUAGUAGCAUUUCUAUGUUAGAUUAACAGUAAUACCUCAGAACUGCUCUGGUAGUAGUUUGUAAUGGAUUGAAAUGUACACUUUAGUAAAUGGCUUAAAAUUACUUAUGAAAUAAACUUUACCAAUUGACUAAAAUAAUGCAUGUUAACAGUUCCUCUGUAUUUGCAUGUAAAAAGUGGGCCACCAAAGAACCUUACUGAUUUUGCACAUGUUUAAAUUACUGUAAAGACUCUUGUAUUAGAGAUUUAAACAUUUUAUUGGGUGAAUCUCAUUUAUAAAAUUUUCCAAGGGAUUAUUUGGAUUCUAUACCCUUGAUGGUUCGGUGGAAGCCACACCCUCUGAGAGCCCCAGGUUUGGGCCUCUGUAUGACUACUGGGAAACAAUGGUAUUUGUGUAUGUAUAUAGACAUGACACACAGUAAUGUGCUUUUUAAAAUAAUGAUGAGUUUACUGCUGUUACUAAGACACAGGAAACUAAGCCCCUGAAAUGAGAAUUUCAUUCACAUUUACAAGGCAGAUACCUAGCCCAUCUCAGUUUUUGCUUCACUCCUUCAGGUUUAUGAUGCUCUUGGCUGAUUUGGGCAUUAUGAUCACUCUUCCCAGAGUGUUAGAAUGUGAAUCCUUCAGUGGCAUUAAUGAGGUUUGUCAAGUGGUUGUGGAUCUACAUGAGACAGUUCGCAGUAUGAGAAGACGACACAUAACACAGUUAAAAGUGUAGAAAUUGAAUUAGCAUCACUUUUUAUUGCCAAAACAAUUCCUUGACAGUUUCUCCCAUAUCCAUGACAUGAACCCAGUACCUCAAUUAAAUUAAGUAAUUCCCAGAGAGAAAUUCACUAACAGCUAAUGCAGAGUGGUUUGACCCCUGUUAACCUAGUGUACCUUAGUCCUCUUUCUCGUCUUAACUACUAAAAGAACAUACCUUCACAGUAUUCCUUUUUUCUUGGUUUCUGGCAUUUGCACCUGAUCCAACACUGCCAAAUCGUUGGCUAGCUGGUCAGAAGAUGUGUCUGAGAGCUCGUGUGUACACCCGAGCAGCCUUUGGCACAUCCUCUAGCACCUGUUCCGUUUGUCCCAGACCUCACAAGCCCACUCUGCUGGGAGAUCAUUCCUUCCCCACGGCUCAACUUUCUACCAGUGUCAGAGUAGAUAAGAAUACUUGUAAAUACUGUAAUAUGUUUAUUAAUAUUUGAAAGGCAUUCAUUCAGCAGACAAUGGGAAUUAACUCUUCAGGGACAAGUGAAAUGGAAAUAAUUGCUAUGUACAUUGACAUAACAGUCUUACUAGAUUUCAAGUCUUAAGCCUCUCAAAAACAGGAGUUUGUCAUGUAGAAACUUUAAAAAUGAUCUUACAUUUGAAGACAUGAUAUGAUUAGCACUGGACACUCAUACCAUGAAUUUUUAAGGCUUUUAUUUUUCUAAUUGUAUUAAUAAAUACAGGAUUGGAUUUUAGGAGUCAAAUAGGAGACAUGAAAGUUUUAAAUUAUGUUGCUAUUUGCUAAAGCAAAAUGACAGAAAAUUUUGUUUAUGCAAAACUGUUCGAAGGGCCAUGGAGAAAUAUGUACACUGACUGACUGGACCUGGCUUCCUGUGUGUAUGAAAGUCAGGGUAUUGCUGGCAUUCAGGGUGACAUGACAGUACUAAACGUUUUCCAUUCAAGUCUUUUAAAAUUUAGGGAAAAAUAAAAUGACUUUCCAUCGUAA